GGAGGAUCGAGAGGGAGGAGGCUUCAUUUGCAGCCAUGCUGAAUCACUGUUGCUGAUCAGAUCUCCUGCUGGUUGGCUGCGAGAACUGAGAACAGAGCUAGGAUCUCUGGGUGCAUGCACAAUUCAGCAGCUGCCACCCCCGCUGGGCCUCGCACAAUGGAGGGUGAAAGCAUCAAGCUGAGCUCCCAGCCCUCAAUACAGGCUGGGGAUGAUGAGAAGAACCAGAGGACUAUCACUGUCAACCCUGCCCACAUGGGGAAGGCGUUCAAGGUUAUGAAUGAACUGCGGAGUAAGCAGCUGUUGUGUGACGUGAUGAUUGUGGCGGAAGAUGUCGAGAUAGAAGCCCAUCGUGUGGUCCUGGCGGCCUGCAGCCCCUACUUCUGUGCAAUGUUCACAGAUACUGUGCUUUGCACUAUGGAGGACUUGAUGGAACUACAGUCUCAGCCAGACCAGUUGGGUAUGCAGCCCUUUGUCCACCAUGAGGCAAAGAAAGGUGACAUGUCUGAGAGUAAAGCCAAGAAGAUUGAAAUCAAGGACGUGGAUGGACGGACACUGAGUAAACUGAUUGACUAUAUCUAUACAGCCGAAAUCGAGGUGACCGAAGAGAAUGUCCAGGUGCUGCUUCCAGCAGCCAGCUUGCUGCAGCUCAUGGAUGUACGGCAGAACUGCUGUGACUUCCUUCAGUCUCAGUUGCAUCCCACCAAUUGCCUGGGCAUCCGUGCGUUUGCAGAUGUGCACACCUGCACCGACCUUCUGCAGCAGGCCAAUGCUUAUGCAGAGCAGCACUUUCCAGAGGUGAUGCUGGGGGAAGAAUUUCUUAGCCUAAGUCUGGACCAGGUGUGCAGCUUGAUAUCCAGUGACAAGCUGACUGUUUCUUCAGAAGAGAAGGUAUUUGAAGCUGUGAUUUCGUGGAUCAAUUAUGAGAAAGAAACUCGUUUAGAGCACAUGGCAAAGCUGAUGGAACAUGUCCGUCUCCCUCUUCUACCUAGGGAUUACCUAGUCCAGACAGUUGAAGAAGAAGCUUUGAUAAAGAAUAAUAAUACCUGUAAAGACUUCCUCAUCGAAGCCAUGAAAUAUCAUCUGCUCCCUCUGGAUCAGAGACUCCUGAUUAAGAACCCGAGGACCAAGCCUAGGACUCCAAUCAGUUUACCCAAGGUCAUGAUCGUGGUCGGUGGCCAGGCACCCAAGGCGAUCCGCAGCGUGGAGUGCUAUGAUUUCGAGGAAGACCGAUGGGACCAGAUUGCUGAGCUUCCGUCCAGGAGAUGCAGAGCAGGUGUGGUGUUCAUGGCUGGCCACGUGUAUGCUGUGGGCGGGUUUAACGGCUCACUGCGUGUGCGGACAGUGGAUGUGUAUGACGGUGUGAAGGACCAGUGGACGUCUAUUGCCAGCAUGCAGGAACGCCGGAGCACGCUGGGUGCAGCCGUGCUCAACGACCUGCUCUACGCUGUGGGGGGCUUUGAUGGCAGUACUGGCCUCGCAUCAGUGGAAGCCUACAGCUACAAGACCAACGAGUGGUUCUUCGUGGCCCCAAUGAACACGAGACGGAGCAGUGUGGGUGUGGGUGUUGUGGAGGGAAAGCUCUAUGCUGUUGGGGGUUACGACGGGGCUUCCCGCCAGUGCCUGAGCACCGUGGAGCAAUACAGCCCGGCGACCAAUGAGUGGACAUACGUGGCCGACAUGAGCACCCGCCGCAGUGGCGCAGGGGUCGGGGUUCUCAGUGGACAGCUGUAUGCCACAGGUGGGCAUGAUGGGCCUUUGGUGAGGAAGAGCGUCGAGGUUUAUGAUCCUGGAACAAACACCUGGAAGCAGGUGGCGGACAUGAACAUGUGCCGACGCAAUGCAGGGGUCUGUGCAGUGAAUGGGCUCCUGUAUGUGGUUGGCGGGGAUGACGGGUCCUGCAACUUGGCUUCGGUGGAAUACUACAAUCCUGUCACCGACAAAUGGACGCUGCUGCCAACCAACAUGAGCACAGGGCGGAGCUACGCAGGUGUUGCUGUGAUUCACAAGCCCUUGUGACCUCAACUCCCACUGCCAGGAGGUGGGGAAGGGAGGGGUGCUGCCUGGAACUCAGAACAGAGGGAUCACCAGGACUGGACCCCACUUUCUGGGAGAGUCUGCGGCAGAGCGCGAGCCGCCCUCCUCCGACUUGGCAGAGAAGAGUCCGGAGUGAAGACUGGGGACCCACCUCCUGCACCCCUGAGGGGUUUUGGCCUCUGUCCCGAGCAGUGGGUUCCUGAUAGCUUUGUGGCACCUUUGGGCUUUUUGAAGCCCCCGAGGACUGCUCAGUCUUCAGACCACUGGUCUCUGAUGUCAUGAAUUCUACGUUUGGGAGAUUUUGUGUCUCUUCAGUUGGGAAAACUGGCUCUUCAGAGAAGCCCCGAGUAACACACUAGGAAACAGGUGCCAUUUGAAUUGCCUCCAUGCUCCCCAUUUGCACCUUGGAUCAAGUUGGGCGGUUGGACAAACUCAUUCUCCAGCUAGCUGGAGUUUUUAAGUGUUUGCCUGAAGAAGCAAGGAGGUUGGAAGGUAUUUUUUAAGUGUUUGCACUAUGCAGAGUCCUAAGCCCCUCCCGUUCAGCGGUGCUGUGCACCCGCUGACCAAGCUGGGAACUGGCAGCACUUCCAGCUUGGGAGGGAAGAGGCGUCCUCGGGGCGAUGUGCACAGCUGUGCAGCCCUGUGCAGCCUGUCGCGGCUCAGCGACGCGGCAUCGGCCAUGGCAGGAACGCAGGGGCUGUGGUGUUGGAGAAACAAAUUGCUCUCGUGCUAUGUUCUUGCCUUUGAUUAUGAAAUUUCAGAUUAUUUCCUCCCUUUCUCAGUGGCAAUAAAGGACCCUUGUUGGAUUUGGUUAAUUUGUAUGUGAUGUGUAAAAUACUUUCUUUGAAAGAAAACUCAAGGCACUGAAUGUGUAUGUCUGUGUGGGUGUGCUGUCUGUGUGGUUGCCCAUAGGCAGGCCGACUUGACCACUGACACCACGUAACACGUCGCAUAGGUAAGGUCCUUGAUCUGCUGUUUUCUGCUGGGACAUUAGGGACUGUACAUCUUAUAAAAGGACACUUGUCACAUGCUUGAUCAGUCACGGUGGUAGCUGAAGAAACAGUUCCUCAAAUGUGUUAUUUUAAUAGGAAUCAUGUUCUAGUUUCCCAUGCUUUGUUACUUUAAUUUUAAUAAAAGCUGAACUGUGAGAACCUUUCUCGGUAUUUGAUUUCUGUAGUCCAGCCUCU
This is a messenger RNA of Molossus molossus (Pallas's mastiff bat), 3221 nucleotides long. It is a transcript of the gene KLHL3, whose product is annotated as kelch like family member 3. The transcript has 18 exons. The record is from RefSeq and is a predicted model, not a curated record. Gene Ontology annotation, cellular component: cytosol. Gene Ontology annotation, biological process: monoatomic ion homeostasis; protein K48-linked ubiquitination; renal sodium ion absorption. Bases 115 to 2016 code for a protein of 633 amino acids. Gene Ontology annotation, molecular function: protein binding. NCBI's taxonomy places the organism in Eukaryota, Metazoa, Chordata, Mammalia, Chiroptera, Molossidae.